Coffea eugenioides is the source of this 837-nucleotide messenger RNA. RefSeq names its product leucine-rich repeat protein 1-like. Gene Ontology annotation, molecular function: protein binding. The record is from RefSeq and is a predicted model, not a curated record. The transcript is spliced from 7 exons. The coding region runs from base 40 to 639 and encodes 199 amino acids. NCBI's taxonomy places the organism in Eukaryota, Viridiplantae, Streptophyta, Magnoliopsida, Gentianales, Rubiaceae.
UCAACACCAAGAAACUACAGUAUAAUACAAUACUCAUCAAUGAGGUCUAAGACCAUUUUUGUACUCGUCUUUGCGCUUGCAAUUGCAUAUGCAGAUUGCAACUCUGAAGGGGAUGCACUUAAUGCUUGGAAGACCAGCUUGGCAGAUCCAAAUAAUGUCCUUCAAAGCUGGGAUCCAACACUUGUAAAUCCAUGCACCUGGCUCCAUGUCACCUGCAAUGAUGAGAACAGUGUUACAAGAGUGGACCUUGGCGUUGCAGGGCUUUCAGGACCUCUUGUACCUCAGCUGGGACUCUUGGCCAAUCUUCAGUAUCUGGAAGUGUAUGGUAAUAAGCUCAGUGGAGCAAUUCCAUCUGCAUUAGGGAACCUGACAAACCUUGUAAGCUUGGACCUUUAUCAUAAUCGAUUAAGCGGCUCAAUCCCAGCAGUUCUUGGCAACUUGAGAUCCUUAAGAUUUUUGCGGUUGAACGGUAAUAAGUUAUCUGGAAAGUUACCUGACGGCAUAGUUCAACUUAUUAACCAUGGCCACUUGCAGAUUUUGGACGUAUCAAAUAAUCGCUUGGCUGGGACUGUACGAGCAACUAACAAAACAGGAUUUGCUGUUACAACGGUAAUUCAAGAUCCGAAAGCUUAUUAUUGAUGCUAGAGGAGGAUCUCAAACAAGAAUGGCAUCUCUACAAUAAAUGUGGGAUUCAUCUGUCAUGGAAGGAAAAAAGUGCUUAGCUAGUGCUCUAAGCAAUUUAUCCUAAAUCAAGAAGAUGAGACUACCUUAGCAGUUUAUAAUCUUUUUUAUGUAACAAUAUAUUAUUUUAUCAAUCUACAAUCUCAACCUUUUUUU